AUGCGCUUGGUCAAGAAUAAGAUCGAGCAUAAUGGCUCAGGCAGUGUCACUCUGAUUCCCGAGGAGCCCGAAGACAUGUGGCACGCCUACAAUCUCAUAUGUCCCGGUGACCUUCUAUACGCCAGCGCCAUCCGCCGUGUUACCACCACAGGUGCUACUGGCGCCACGAGCUCCUCUCGAGUCCGGUUGACCCUUGAAAUCCGCGUCAAAAACUUAGACUUUGAUCCCCAGAACUCGCAAUUACACGUUAGUGGGCAGAUCGUGAAUGAAACACAGCACACCAAGAUUGGACAACACCAUACCCUUGACCUAGAGCUUAAUCGACAAUUCACACUCGAGAAGGGCUCCGGAGCAGAUGAUGAAGGUACCGGGUGGGAUAGUGUUGCGGUGGAGGCACUAAAAGACGCUGUGGAUGAAGGAGGGAAUCGCAGGGCGGAAGCCGUGGCAGUUAUAAUGCAGGAGGGUAUAGCACAUAUCUGUUUCAUUGGACAAUUCCGCACAAUUCUCAAGCAAAAAGUCGAGAUGUCCGUUCCUAGGAAACGGCAAGGUGGAGGAGGAGAUCACGACAAGGGUAUGUCGAAAUUCUACCAAGUCACGCUGGACACACUCCUCCGCCAUAUGGAGUUCAACACCAGCUUAACGUCAAUGACCAACGACGCCGUCCGGCCUGUUCUCCUGGCCUCUCCGGGGUUCGUGGCUGCCGGGUUUCAAAAAUACAUCCAGUCUGUCGCGACAACCAGCACGCCAGGGCUGAAACGCCUUCUCCCUAGUCUUGUUGUCGUCCACUCCGCUUCAGGAUACCUCCACUCACUCACCGAGGUCCUACAAUCGCCCACAGUCAAGGCGAUGCUCUCCGACACCAAGCACGCCCGUGAGACCAAGCUCAUGGACGAGUUUGAGGAGCAGCUGCGUAAGGAAACCAACAGAGCCACCUAUGGUCCCCGAGAGGUCGAGUCCGCGGUGGAUCAAGGCGCAGUAGGCAGGGGCGGAGGCGUGUUGAUCAUUUCAAACCGGCUGUUCCGGUCUCAGGACGUGACGGAGCGCAAGCGUUGGGUAUCCCUCGUGGACCGAGUGCGCGACGUCGAAGGAGGUGAAGUGCGGGUGCUCAGCUCUGAGCAUGAAAGUGGGAGACGAUUAGAUGGGUUGGGGGGGAUUGCGGCGCUGCUAACAUUUCCUAUUACGGAAGAGGACGAUAUGGAUUCAGAUAGUGGCCAAUAAUCGAGUCUGUUCUGGAGGAGAUUCCAACAAUUAUCU
Molecule: messenger RNA, 1254 nt
Organism: Aspergillus ochraceoroseus IBT 24754
Lineage: Eukaryota; Fungi; Ascomycota; Eurotiomycetes; Eurotiales; Aspergillaceae
Product: putative translation factor pelota
Exons: 3
Coding region: 1-1218 (405 amino acids)
Biological process (GO): nuclear-transcribed mRNA catabolic process, no-go decay; RNA surveillance; ribosome disassembly
Cellular component (GO): cytoplasm
Source: RefSeq, a predicted model, not a curated record